This is a messenger RNA of Penaeus chinensis, 2914 nucleotides long. RefSeq names its product transmembrane protein 120 homolog. Bases 104 to 1519 code for a protein of 471 amino acids. The transcript is spliced from 10 exons. The record is from RefSeq and is a predicted model, not a curated record. Gene Ontology annotation, cellular component: membrane. Lineage: Eukaryota; Metazoa; Arthropoda; Malacostraca; Decapoda; Penaeidae.
CUCUGGCAGGCGCCUCACCUCACCGUGUUUAUCAUGGCUCAGCUGAUCGAGUCAAAGUCCGAUCUCUGAGCCCAUCCUCUGUUUCCUCUCUCAUGAAGGGACAAUGGAGCACAAUAAUAUAGACGCGUGCAUAGAAGAAUGGGAAACACUCAGUGAAGAAUACAAAGCACUAGAGAAAGUCCACAAAGAAUAUCGCCAGAAAUUAGAAGAACUCACGGAUAUUCAACAGAAAUGUAUCAAAGGGAUAGCUCAUCAACGUUAUCGCAUUAAUAUAAUCAAGCAGUCUUUAAAGAGAGACACGGCCAUAGAAGAUUCACCAAGAUUAGACCAUAAAGAUGAUCCAGACAAUGAGGAAAGGAACAAGCUCUUGCAGACAGACCUCAUUCGCCGAAAGGCCCAGCUCUAUGACAUGGAGAACAAUAUCCCAAAGCCAAGUGGUCUCUACUUGAAGAUUAUCCUGGGAAAUAUCAAUGUCUCUAUUCUGAAUAAAGAUGACAAGUACAGAUAUAAGGAUGAAUAUGAGAAGUUUAAGUUGGUUAUUAACCUUGUGGCUUUUGCCAUUUCAACAUUUAAUAUUAUCACAAAUUUCAGGACAGCUGACCUCAUCCAUAUGUUCCUUUUAGUGUGGUAUUACUGUACCCUUACAAUCCGUGAGAGUAUACUCAAGCAUGUGGAGCUUUUUGUAUUUAACAAAGUCCACAAAAACCUACAAGAGGUUCAGAUGAUAUCAAAAAGAAAGAAUAAUAAUAACAAUGCUCUUUUUGCAGGUUUUGUCCAGUACCUGCAGUUUAUGUAUCAACGUGGAUGCCUUUAUCGUCUUAAGGCGCUUGGGGAGCGUCACAAUAUGGAUAUUACAAUCGAAGGAUUUCACUCCUGGAUGUGGCGUGGGCUGGGGUUCAUUCUACCCUUCCUCUUUGUUGGUUACUUUUGGGAACUUUACAAUGCAUAUACCUUAUAUCUGCUCUCCUUCACUGAUAAUGCUGAGUGGCAUGUAUCAACUCUUGCAGUCUUAUUUCUUGUAUUAUUCCUGGGCAACACACUUACUACCAUUUCCAUCAUACCCCAGAAGAUUAAAGAACGAAUGAAGUUGAAAUAUCGUUUCACACGCCUGGACAAGUAUAUCUGGACACAUAAAAAGCAGAAAGUCUCAUUCAGAAAUCCUGAGUCCCCCCAGAGGCGAACACCAGCUGCUCGAGCUGCAUCCUUCAACAGGAAGAAGACAGAAGUCAGAGAAGAAGAAGAAAAUGUCUCCAAGUGUCAAGAACAGCAGGCAAAUUCCAUUGUGACAGACCCCAAAGUUUCCAAAGAUGUAGAAGAUCAAAAUUCUGAAGCCCAGCAGUUCAAUGACAUGUUGGACGAGUUAACCAAAGACAUAGAUUUCGUGGAGGUUGAUAAAGAGAAUGAAGAGGAACCUGAGGAAGAUGACCUUGAUGACCAAGCGACUGAUGAAGCUCAUAAUGUAAAAGAAGAAGUUGAAACAGUCAGUGAAGUUUCUGAUGAAACAAAGAAAGAUAAAUAGAUGAUUAAUUUGGAAGAGAAAAGUUUAUAUUUGAUAAUAAAAUCAAAACAAAGCACACAGCCAUAAUGUACCCACCUUCCAAACUCUUAUUUAAUAAGAAGCACAUUUCCAUAUUUUUUUGGAUGGAUGAAGUAAGCUAUAUUUCUAAAGUAUAAAAUAUGUAAAAAAAAAAAAAAAAAAAAAAAAAAAAAAAAAAAAAAAAAAAAAAAAAAAAAAAUAUUUUUGCUGUUACCUUCCCAAAUAACGUAAAGAGUAAGAUGUUUAUGGAUUGAAUAGACCUGUCAGAAAUACCAUGAGCAGUGGUAAGGAUUCAUAUGUAAGGUAUGUUAAUUAAGGCCUUAAGAAAUUAGAAUGAAUUAAGUAACCUCACAGUAUGGAAUGCUAAGGACUGAACAAUUUGCCAGAAAAGAAGUGUGUGUGUCUAUAACCCUUUCUCAAAGUACGGAAAAUUAAAAAACAAAACAUCUCUUUCUCACUUUUCUUCUUUAUCUUCUUUAUUAUUUUCUCAUUUAUUUUACAUACUGGUACUUCUCUUUUCAGACGUCUUGCCAUUAUACUUAAUUUUAAAGGUGUGUCACACAGUUAUACAAGUGACACCUUAUUUUCCCACACAAUCCUCAGGUAAUUGCAUGAUUGUUUCUUGCAAUAUGUGCUUGUCUGUAUCAUUUAUUACUACUAAUGUCUACUGUGAUACAACAAAAUGAGAGUGGGGGCAAUAGACUAGAUUUUGAGAGUUGAUGGUGUAAUAAGAUGCAAAUGUAAGUAGGGUAGUUUUACUUUACUUUCUUUCUGCAGAGUAGACCUAUCAUUAGGGAAGGAUUAAGCUUUGUGAUUGGACAGUUGGAGCACUCUCUAGUAUUUAUUUUCUGAAUGUCAUUUCCAUAAAUCAUAGUUUCGGUCAAAGUAAUUGCAAUGACACAUAGCUUCCAUUUAAGUGAUUUUAUUUAGACAAGAAAAAAACUGGAUGCCAUUUGUUUUUAUUUGGUAAAUUUUUAUUUAGAACCAUAGACAAGUUAAUUAUAUCCUCAAAAUCUGAAAAGAGAUAACAGAGCAAGGAAAGAAACUUUUGUAGGAGGAAUUGUUGGGUGUACACAAAUAUCUUACAGAGGCUGAUGACACAAACUUCCAUCUGUGAAUCAUGCCUCCACCCCAUAUAGUUUUUCAGUAACCAAAGAAAAUCUCUGAGUUUCUAGUGCUGAUUUAUAAAUGCAUUAAAAAUAAGGAUCAUUAAUGGACUGGUUUUACUUUUGCACCAAUAAAUAAUGUCUUGUUUCCCUUUAUGUGUAAGGGUUUGUUUGUAGUUGUAUGUAUAUAUGUGUCAUAUUCUGGUGUAAAUAAUGAUUACAGCUUGCAAUGUUUUGUAUUUCUGGGAAGUUAUUAAAUAUAUACAGAAUA